Messenger RNA from Bolinopsis microptera, 2339 nucleotides. RefSeq names its product forkhead box protein I2-A-like. Gene Ontology annotation, biological process: regulation of transcription by RNA polymerase II. The transcript is spliced from 8 exons. Lineage: Eukaryota; Metazoa; Ctenophora; Tentaculata; Lobata; Bolinopsidae. Bases 235 to 1419 code for a protein of 394 amino acids. Gene Ontology annotation, molecular function: DNA-binding transcription factor activity, RNA polymerase II-specific; transcription cis-regulatory region binding. The record is from RefSeq and is a predicted model, not a curated record.
AUUUUCGCAGUGAAACACAUGGUUUCGAUUUGGUGGCAAGAAAUUACACCUAUUUGUUUUCUUUGGUUUUACUGUGUUUUAUAGUGUUCAUGCGCAGAUGAGGCUUCAGCCCUUAGUUCGAUAUGUAUCCUGAACUUGAACUGACUACAUAAACACGCAUUGGUGCGAUUAAAUGGUGAAUGAAACUUUGUAGAAGGCAGAUUCGUGUAGAUUUGAUUGAUCGGAACGGAUUUCAUGAUGACAGAUGAAGGCACAGAGAUCGAAUCAUCAAAAGAUUGCUCCACUCAGACUUUCGGGCUGGAUAAAGAAUUUUUCUCAUUCAACAUUCCACCCAAACUGAAAAGGGUGGAUGUGAGAUGUGGGACAAGUUUGGUUGAUGGGUUGAGGGAACAUGUCCCGUCACCUCUGGCAACCACAGUCCAAGGACCAGGCCUAAUCGGUCAUGUAUCAUCUGGAAUUGAUCUACCUACAGAUACUUCAUGUUAUCCAAACUAUACUUUUGCUCACCCUGAUCAUGGUUGUUACGAAACUGACUCCGACGCUCGCAGUAAAUCUUUUAUUAAGCAAGAAAAUCAAGACUGGCUCGGAAAUUGUCAAGCGAUAAACAACUUGGCGCUGAUAAGAGAGCAGACCAGACUAGAUUUGAUUCCGUGCCAACAGUUUUCACAGUCUUUUAACUCACCACCGGUUACAAUUCAGGAGAUGUAUCCGGGACUACAAAAAGUUUUCCUAAAACCAGUGUUCUCCUACGCUUGUCUUAUAGCUAUGGCUCUUAAACAUAGUUCAGACAACAGGCUGCCUGUAAACGAGAUCUACAACUACAUGCAGUGGGAGUUUCCUUACUUCAGAACCGCCCCUGAGGGCUGGAAGAAUUCUGUUCGACACAACCUAUCGCUGAAUAAAGCGUUUUAUAAAGUUGUCCGUACGCCGUCACGCCCCACGUCUCUCCGUCCCUUAUCAAUCACCGGAAAAGGAUGUUACUGGCUACUAGACCCUACCAAGGAGAAUGGAAUGAACGAGGAGAUAUUGAAGUGGAAGAGAAAACACCCCGAGGCAGUGCGGGCCAGCAUGUCAAACCCUGCCAACUACUGGAACCCUCCAAAUACAGGACUAGGCUCACCUCCAGCACACCUGAAGAAUGUUCUAGUUCCCUCCCGACCCCGGUACAACCCCUACCCCCGCACACUACGACCUGCUAUCCCAGUGGGUGGUGACCCGGAGAGUUGUACUGGGAUCACGUCUACUCAGCAGUCUCCGGUAUCAGUCAGGGAUCAGAGUUGUGGAAGUGAGGUGAGUGGAGAGGGUCUGGUUGGCAUGGUGCCAAGACACUGUGCGGAUAUGGUGCCAUGUAAUGUGCCUGUUGAAGAGAAAUGGGUUUCAAAUGAUGGAGUUCUCUUUCCUCCUCAUUUCAUUGGCUGAUCAGAUGAUUGUCAUUGUGAGAAAUCGUAGAACGAUAUACUGGGGAGGGAUUUGUAUUUGCUUUAUCAGACUUAACGAAUAACGAUAGAUAAUAUUACGUUGGUUGUUUAACAAAGGAGUAUGCUUGGAAUCAGACAAGAACUUUUUAUAUGUUUUUAUUGUUUUUAUCGCACGCCAAUGGACUAGCAGAUAAACUAUGAUGAAGUGAAUACAUUGCUGGGGUCUUCCUGCAUUACAUGUUUUCAUAUAAAAUAACCUGCCGAUAGUCAUAUGAAGUAGAUGUUAUCACAUUAUGGGCAUUAUGAUAAAGCAAAAAACGGUUCAUGAAUCGUUUUUAUAGUAAUCUGUGGGAAGUGGUCGGAAGUAGUAUAUGGUAAGAGUCAACAUAGUAUUUAGCUAACGUGGAUAAUUUAUAGUAAUAACGUGGAUAAUUUAUUACUAUAAAUUAUCCACGUUAUUCCGGGCCAAUGUUUUUAAUUAUAUGCUCCUAAAAAUGUAAUUCGUUUUGCAGCUUAUUUUGUAUCACUUUCAUAAAUCCAUUUUUAAAAUCCAGACCUAUAUGUAUGUUUGAUUUAUUAACCAGAUUUAAAAAUAAGUGACUAGAAUACUGGUUAAUAAUCGGGAGCCACAAAUAACAGAUAUGAUCCUGUAGUUGCUUCGCUCCAUAAGCUACAAUUAGAAAACCUUACUUUGUUUGAGAUGGCACGGUAUCUACUAUCUUGAUAUAAUACAUGUAACGCCAAAUUUGGCACAUAGAAACUCAUUCAAACUCGCACAGAUUAUUCGUAUUAUUACCAUAUAUCUGGAAAGUUUCUAUCGGGCAGUUCUAGAUAAAAUCAAAAAUAUAUUCUGAGUUAUUUACUAAAACACUCGAUUUUCAACGUUUUGAUUUGGAACAGUUUUGACGAAAGUCCUUCUGC